GUCCACGUGCCAUCCUCGCCAUGGCUCCUGGAGAGAAGAUCAAAGCCAAAAUCAAGAAGAACCUGCCCGUGAGGGGGCCGCAGGCGCCCACCAUUAAGGAGCUGAUGCGGUGGUACUGCCUGAAGACCAACACCCACGGCUGCCGCCGCAUCGUGGUGUCCCGCGGCCGCCUCCGCCGCCUGCUCUGGAUCGUGUUCACGCUGACCGCGGUGGCGCUGAUCUUCUGGCAGUGUGCCCUGCUCGUGCUCUCCUUCUACACCGUCUCUGUCUCCAUCAAAAUCCACUUCCAGAAGCUGGAUUUCCCUGCAGUCACCAUCUGCAACAUCAACCCUUACAAGUACAGCGCCGUGAAGCCCCUUCUAGCCGACUUGGAACAGGAGACCAGAGCGGCCUUGAAGACCCUGUACGGCUUCUCAGAGAUCGAGUCCCGGAAACGCCGGGAGGCCGAGCCCUGGAGUUCGGCGUGGGAGGGCCCCCAGCCCAAGUUCCUCCACCUGAUCCCACUGAUGGUCUUCAAUGAGGGUGAGACCAGCAAGGCCACAGACUUCCUCACGGGGCAGAAGCGUAAAGUCAGUGGGAGCAUCAUUCAUAAGGCAGCGGACGUCAUGCAUGUCCAAGAGUCCAAGGAGGUGGUGGGAUUCCAGCUGUGUUCGAACGGCACGUCCCACUGUGCUGUGUACACCUUCAGCUCGGGAGUCAAUGCCAUCCAGGAGUGGUACAAGCUGCACUACAUGAACAUCAUGGCGCAGGUGCCUCUGGAGAAGAAGAUCAACAUGAGCUACUCUGCCGAGGAGCUGCUGGUCACCUGCUUCUUUGACGGGGUGUCCUGUGAUGCCAGGAACUUCACACUUUUCCACCACCCAAUGUAUGGGAAUUGCUACACGUUCAACGAUAAGGAAAAUGAGAUCCACAGCACCUCCAUGGGGGGCAGUGAGUACGGGCUGCAGGUCAUCUUGUACAUAAACGAAGAGGAAUAUAACCCCUUCCUGGUGUCCUCCACCGGGGCUAAGGUGAUUGUCCACCGGCAGGAUGAAUACCCCUUCAUCGAGGACGUGGGCACGGAGAUUGAGACGGCGAUGGCCACUUCCAUAGGGAUGCAUCUGACGGAGUCCUUCAAGCUGGGCGAGCCGUACAGCCAGUGCACGGAGGAUGGCAGCGACGUGCCCAUCGAAAACAUCUACAAUGCUGCCUACUCGCUCCAGAUCUGCCUCCACUCGUGCUUCCAGACUAAGAUGGUGGAGAGGUGUGGGUGUGCCCAGUACAGCCAGCCCCUGCCUCCUGCAGCCAACUACUGCAACUACCAGCAGCACCCCAACUGGAUGUACUGCUACUAUGAACUGCACCAGGCCUUUGUCCACGAAAAGCUGGGCUGCCAGUCCGUAUGCCGGGAAGCCUGCAGCUUCAAGGAGUGGACACUGACCACCAGCCUGGCGCAAUGGCCGUCUGUGGUUUCUGAGAAAUGGUUGUUGCGCGUUCUCACUUGGGACCAAGGCCAACAAAUAAAGAAAAAGCUGAACAAGACAGACUUGGCCAAACUCUUGAUAUUCUACAAAGACCUGAACCAGAGAUCCAUCAUGGAAAGCCCUGCCAACAGUGUGGAGAUGCUUCUGUCCAACUUCGGUGGCCAGCUGGGCCUGUGGAUGAGCUGCUCCAUAGUCUGCAUCAUUGAGAUUAUCGAGGUCUUCUUCAUCGACUCUCUCUCCAUCAUUGCCCGCCAACAGUGGCAGAGAGCCAAGAAGUGGUGGUCCCAGAGGCAGGCACCCGCCUGCCCUGAGGCUCCCCCCAGCCUUCAGGGCCAGGACAACCCGGUCCUGGAUAUAGACGAUGACCUGCCCACUUUCACCUCUGCGUUGCGCUUGCCUCCAGCCCCAGAGGCUCAGGUGCCUGGCACACCACCUCCCAGAUACAACACCUUGCGCUUGGAGAGGGCCUUCUCCGACCAACUCACUGACACCCAGGUGCCAGCUGAGUCCUGAGGCCGAGCGAGGAAGAGAGACCUAGCCAGGACCGCCAGCCGUGGUCUGAGAACUUGGUCCCCAUCUCCUGCACACAGAGGGCCCUCUGCACCCACUCAGGGCUUUUCAGAGACUUUGACUGGAAGUCUGCCUUGAAUAACAAGAUGGGGCCUGGGCGUGUGCAGGGAGCUGUGGGCCUGCCCAGCAGCACACAGAGCCAUCCCGCUGAGACAGGCCCUGCAGCGCAAACCCUCCGCACGCACGGGUGCCCCCGCGGGGGACGGGGCCCAGGAAGUCGUGCCUGGCAGAGUUCUUUGCCAGAACUUGAGAAACACUCCCCAGCUUCCAGCCAGGUGGGGGCCCCAGGAUGUGAGCUUAGGUCUGGGUGCCUGACGAUGCCAGCUGUGCCCACAACAGGGGGAAGCUCCAGCGGCACUUGGAGCUGUUUGUGAAUGAACUGUUUUAGUCACUGACAUGGGGGCAAUGGCUCCUGAGCCUCAGGCAGGGUCCUAGAGUGUGUAGGAGGGAGAGGGUGCAGGGGGAGGCCUGGGGAUGUGAGAGGAGGCCUCUGGGAGCCGGGCGGGGGGGCAUGCUCUGGGCAGCUAAGCCAGUGCCCCGGGCCUCUUUCCCAAGCAGAGAGGAGCCAGUUAAAGGGCACUGCUGGACAUGCCUGUCCAGUGGUAGCCCGAGGCAUAAAGGGUUGUAUCCUGAUAGACUGCGCCUCCUCCAGGCAGACCCCGCACACUCCCUCCCACAGCCACACCCUCAACAUGACACAGCUCAUGUAUUAAGCACAGAGUGGGUCGAUAUCAGCACAAGAACAGUGUGCUGGGGCUGUUCUCGCUCUCAAAGAGUUCAGUGUCGGGCUGCAAACUGUGACCCUCAGGCCAAACCCUGGUUUUGCCUGUGACCUAAGAUUGGGUGUUUUAUCCUCCACUUCUCUUAAAAAAUAUCAAAAGAAGAAUAUUUUGUGAUUCAUGCAAAUCCUACGAGCUUCUGAUUCCAGUCCAUGAAUAAAAUGUCAUUGGAACACAGCCAGGCCUCUUCGCUUACAGACUGUCCGCAGCUGUGUCUGUGCUAAAAGCACAGCUGAGUGCAGUCACAGCGCUGAGGGCUCCCUGGCCCUGGACAGGAAACAUCUCCCGGCCCUGGGUUAGCACAUAAGGUAAGUAUGACGAUCCCAUUUUAUGGAUGAAGAAACAGAGGCAUAGAAAGGCUAUUACUCAAGGUGACACAGCCGGAAGUUGCAGAGCUGGGGCUAACUCCAGAGCCUGCCAUGUGAUCACAUUCAUCAUUUUGCAUCCAAUCAGUGUCUGUGCCUUUUGAGGGUGAGGCUCGAGUCAGUUCCGGUGGGAGGAGGGGAAGGCUGGACAAGGCGCUAUGGGGCAGAAGGAACUCCUGCAGCCACAGCCUGCAUGUCAGGACUGCUUCCCAGGCAAGGUUGACGCUAAUGGAGGCAGGAGUGUUAGUGAAAGAGCAGGGGCUGUGGGACACCUGGUCCAACCUGAUCCCAGGCCUGUGGCGGCUACAGCCAUCCUGUUCCAUGCGGUGGUUCACUGGACCUCUGGGGGGGGGGGGCGCGGCAAGGAGGCCUGGCAGCCCGUGGGGAAGAGGUCACGGUGACCCCAGGCUGUCUGAAGCGCCUUGAGGAGUGGGCUCAGAAGCCAGGGCUGAUGCAGGCGAGCGUCAGGUUACAGAGGGCGCCAGCCUGGCUGCCAUCCAUGCCAGGCUGGGUGGCUGCAGCCAGUGCAGACCAGGAACUUGCCGCGGAUGCCUGCCUGGACACUGCCCGGAGGGAGCUUCCUCCUUCUCCCCACCGCACAGUCACGGCAUCAGCAUGAUGCCACCGGUAGGAAUGUUGCCAGCGAGGAGGGGUUGCUGCUGGCUCUGUCCAAGGUGAGGCCAUGGGCACCUGGAGCCAGCAGCUGCCAUUUGUCCCCCAGGACACGUGCAAUCAGACCCCUGCUCCAGCCACUCCUUCCUGCCUGGCCUGAGCUCGGGCUUAUGCUCCUGCGAGACCAAGUGCGGCCGCUCCCCCUCUGGUACACAUGCCACCACCGCUGUAACGUCCCCACUCACCUCUGCUGCCCCGGGGAGCUGGCGCCCCUCCAUUACAGCGUUUCCACCCCCUGAUAGAUUCUGUGUCCCUUUGUCUGUCCUGCACUAAAUGGUGGACUCUUGGAGAGCAGGAAUGGUCUUCCCUCUUCGUCCCCAGACUGGGGCAGGACUGAGAAGGUGAUGGCAUUUAGGGACAGUUUAUGGAGCUAAUAAAAAUAACAAUGGCUGA
Messenger RNA from Myotis brandtii (Brandt's bat), 4242 nucleotides. It is a transcript of the gene SCNN1G, whose product is annotated as sodium channel, non voltage gated 1 gamma subunit. The transcript has 12 exons. Bases 21 to 1976 code for a protein of 651 amino acids. Gene Ontology annotation, biological process: sodium ion transmembrane transport. Gene Ontology annotation, molecular function: ligand-gated sodium channel activity. NCBI's taxonomy places the organism in Eukaryota, Metazoa, Chordata, Mammalia, Chiroptera, Vespertilionidae. Gene Ontology annotation, cellular component: membrane. The record is from RefSeq and is a predicted model, not a curated record.